Molecule: messenger RNA, 2417 nt
Organism: Manihot esculenta (cassava)
Lineage: Eukaryota; Viridiplantae; Streptophyta; Magnoliopsida; Malpighiales; Euphorbiaceae
Product: protein indeterminate-domain 12
Exons: 3
Coding region: 593-2182 (529 amino acids)
Cellular component (GO): nucleus
Molecular function (GO): DNA-binding transcription factor activity
Source: RefSeq, a predicted model, not a curated record
AAAGUGCAUGUCAGAACAAACACUCUUGGCUUGGUUUUUGGAUGAAUGGAGGGCUUGAAAGGAAAGGAAACCAUUCUCAUCCACACCUCUCUCUCUCUCUCUCUCUAUCUCUUUCUCUCUUUAUCUCAAAGUUUCACUUACUUUCAUUGUUUAGAUCCAGAUUUCAUUUUUUUCGUAUGUGUUUGUGUGAUUUUUGUUGAAUCUUGUUGAUUCUAGCAGAUUGAAAUUGCUUGCAUGAAGAAGACUAGUGGCUUUAAGGUUGAUCCAUAAUUAGGAACUUGUUUCCAUUUUCUUUCUUUCUUUCUGAAAGAAAAUGUCUUCUUGGGCCACCUUCAGUUUCAAGGGUUUGAAGAAAGAAAUCAAGAUCAUCAAGAGCUGAUGAGUGAAAAAAUGAAGGGAAAGUACUAAAAGCGAAGUAAACAAGAUGAAAUCAGCUUCCCCACUUAUCUUUAUCACUUUUCCACUAGCUUUGCUAAAUUAGGGUUCCACUCAGAUCCUAAGGACAUUUUGUCCCCAGAUGUAAAAGUUGAUCUACAGCUCUCGUGCUUUGGUGUCAUCAUCCACAAAGUCAUGUAAUUUAAUUCGUGGGUAGAUGAUGAAAGGCUUGAUAAUGGAUGAGAGCUUGUCCAAUUUGACUUCUGCAUCUGGUGAAAUAAUUGCUUCUUCAGGCAACAGGAUUGAAACUCCUGGUACUAUGUACUUACAACAGUCGUCAUUUCCUUCGACAAAUCAAGCACCACCUCCCAAAAAGAAGAGAAAUCUUCCUGGCAAUCCAGCAGACCCAGAUGCAGAAGUGAUAGCUUUGUCUCCCAAAACUCUACUAGCAACCAACAGAUUCAUAUGUGACAUCUGUAAUAAAGGAUUUCAAAGAGAUCAGAACCUUCAACUUCACAGAAGAGGUCACAACCUGCCAUGGAAGUUAAAGCAAAGAACAAACAAAGAAGUGAGGAAGAAGGUAUAUGUUUGUCCAGAAGCUACAUGUGUGCACCAUGAUCCAUCAAGGGCUCUCGGAGAUCUUACAGGAAUCAAGAAGCACUUCUGCAGAAAACAUGGCGAGAAGAAGUGGAAAUGUGAAAAGUGCUCAAAACGCUAUGCCGUUCAAUCAGACUGGAAAGCUCAUUCCAAGACUUGCGGCACAAGAGAGUAUAGAUGUGAUUGUGGAACCCUUUUCUCUAGAAGGGACAGUUUCAUCACCCACAGAGCCUUCUGUGAUGCAUUAGCAGAAGAGAGUGCAAAAGCCAUAACGUUGGAUCCAAUUCUUUCAACUCAUCAACAGCCUAGCUCCUCUGCUUCUCAUAUGAUCAAUUUGCAAAGCUUAUCAGUGAAAAGAGAGCAAGAAAGCUUCCAUCUUUUUAAUGGAAGACCAAGUAACAAUGUCCCACCAUGGUUAGCCUGCCACCAUGGUCCACCACAAAUGAAUCUCUCGUCAUCAUUAUUUGCAGAAAAUUUAGAUCAGACGUUUCUACAACAUGAAAAUCCUAGCCCUAACCCUAAUACUACUGUACUUCCUUCUUUCAAGUCCUCUCCUCACAUGUCUGCAACUGCAUUGCUGCAAAAAGCAGCACAAAUGGGUGUGACUAUGAGUAAACCUUCUUCGUCUCUUGCUUCUGGUUCUGGUGCUGCUAUGCUUCGACCCCACCAAGCUCACAUGUCUGGAACCACAUCUGACUUCAUUUCCACAUCGGUAGCUACGUCUACAGCUGGUUCUGGACUAGGUUUGUCCUCAAGCGAAGACAUGGGUCAUGGCUUGGCACCAUUUGGGAAUAAAGCUGCUGCCACCACUGGUAUCGUAGGGCCUUCUUCUCUUGUCCUUGAUGUUAUGAGUUCAUUUUCUUCUGCGAGUGGGUUUGACGGGUCAUCUUUUGAUGAGGAUUUCAAUGGAAUGUUAAAUCCAAAAAGAGAUGGUAAUAAUUUUCAAGAAACUCUCUCCAACUCUAAAUCAACAGAAUCCCAUUUUAGCAACAGAAGUGAACAUGAAGAUAAAGGCGCAGCUACUACUGCUUCUGCCGGUGGCGGUCGUCAUGGCCAUGGCAAUGAUGGCUUGACAAGAGAUUUCUUAGGUCUCAAAGCAUUUUCCCACAAAGACUUUCUCAAUUUAGCUGGCUUAGGCGGCCAUAUAAAUUCUUCUUCGUCAUCAACUUAUGAGCAGCAGAACCAAAACCAAGCACCAUGGCAAGGUUAGCAAUUCAUGUUCUAUAUUCCAUCUUCUUCUUCUUGAAGAAUUUCGAUUUCCACAGGCAAAUAUAGUGCUCCAUAUUUUUCCCUUGGGUUUUGUUUCUCACUUUUCAAUUUUGGUCGCCUUGUCUUUUCACUGUAAUUUAUUUGUCAUUUGUAUUUUCAGAAUAUUUCUUCAUGCUCUUUCUCUUUAUAAUAAAAUAAUCAGCCACCACUGUGGAAGCAAUAGGUCAUUCCUUUUA